Sorex fumeus (smoky shrew) is the source of this 1569-nucleotide messenger RNA. RefSeq names its product phosphatidylinositol-5-phosphate 4-kinase type 2 alpha (gene PIP4K2A). The transcript has 10 exons. NCBI's taxonomy places the organism in Eukaryota, Metazoa, Chordata, Mammalia, Eulipotyphla, Soricidae. Gene Ontology annotation, molecular function: phosphatidylinositol kinase activity. The record is from RefSeq and is a predicted model, not a curated record. Bases 221 to 1441 code for a protein of 406 amino acids. Gene Ontology annotation, biological process: phosphatidylinositol metabolic process.
GGCGGGAUCCGGGCCCGGCUCGAGCCGAGCGCAGCGUCCCUCCCCGCGGGCUGCGCGGGCGCGGCGGGCGGAGCCAGGCGGAGCGCACGGGCGGCCGGAGCGGGGCACGGCGCGCCGGGGCUGCCGCCAGGGGGAUGCGGCUGCCUCCCCGGGCCGGCGUGUAGAGGGCGGGUCCCCGGCCUCGGGAACGCGGCGGUGGAGGGGGACAGAGGCGGCAGUCAUGGCGACCCCCGGCAACCUGGGGUCCUCCGUCCUCGCGAGCAAGACCAAGACUAAGAAGAAGCACUUCGUGGCGCAGAAAGUGAAGCUCUUUCGGGCCAGCGAUCCGCUGCUCAGCGUCCUGAUGUGGGGAGUAAACCACUCGAUCAAUGAACUGAGCCAUGUUCAGAUCCCUGUUAUGUUGAUGCCAGAUGACUUCAAAGCCUAUUCAAAGAUAAAAGUGGACAAUCACCUCUUUAACAAAGAAAACAUGCCGAGCCAUUUCAAGUUUAAGGAAUACUGCCCAAUGGUUUUUCGUAACCUGCGGGAGAGAUUUGGAAUCGAUGAUCAAGAUUUCCAGAAUUCCCUGACCAGGAGCGCACCCCUUCCCAACGACUCCCAGGCUCGGAGCGGGGCUCGAUUCCACACUUCCUACGACAAAAGGUACAUCAUCAAGACCAUUACUAGUGAAGAUGUGGCCGAAAUGCACAACAUCCUGAAGAAGUACCACCAGUACGUAGUGGAGUGCCAUGGAGUCACACUUCUCCCCCAGUUCUUGGGCAUGUACCGACUGAAUGUGGACGGCGUUGAAAUAUAUGUGAUCGUAACAAGAAACGUGUUCAGCCACCGGUUGUCUGUAUAUAGGAAGUACGACCUAAAGGGUUCCACGGUGGCAAGAGAGGCGAGUGACAAAGAAAAGGCCAAAGAACUGCCAACUUUAAAGGAUAAUGAUUUCAUUAACGAGGGCCAAAAGAUCUAUAUUGACGACAACAACAAAAAGGUGUUCUUGGAAAAACUGAAAAAGGACGUGGAGUUUCUUGCCCAGCUGAAGCUCAUGGACUACAGCCUGCUGGUGGGAAUCCAUGACGUGGAGCGAGCAGAACAGGAGGAGGUGGAGUGCGAGGAGAAUGAGGGGGACGAGGAGGGAGAGAGCGACAGCACACACCCCGUGGGGACCCCUCCCGACAGUCCCGGAAAUACGCUCAACAGCUCCCCUCCCUUGGCUCCUGGAGAGUUUGAUCCCAACAUCGAUGUGUAUGGAAUUAAAUGCCAUGAAAACUCGCCCAGGAAGGAGGUGUACUUUAUGGCAAUUAUCGACAUCCUGACUCAUUAUGAUGCAAAAAAGAAAGCUGCGCAUGCUGCAAAGACUGUUAAACACGGGGCUGGUGCGGAGAUCUCCACCGUGAACCCCGAACAGUAUUCCAAGCGCUUUUUGGACUUUAUCGGCCACAUCUUGACGUAACCUUCUGCCGGGCCAUGGACAGAUGUGGGCUUGGGAAGGACAGAGGUGGCUUCGGUGUAAGAAGAGACAGAAACCAAACUCCGCGAAGCACACCUCCUCGUUUACAUCUUCAGGCCAAGAGGACUGGC